AUGUACACCAAUCCGUUCAACCGCAAGCACAGCACUAUCCGCCAGAUGUUGGACCGCAUCUUUGACCCGGCAGUCAAGAAGCCGAUCCGGCGCUCGGAGAGUGUCUCUAGCGCGGGCAGCUCCAGCUCCAAGAGCAGCGCGAGCUCUUUUGGCAGCAGCGAAGCACCAUUAAUUGUAAAGAGUAAUGCAAUAAGGAUUUCCAUCCCACCUUUCACAAGAUUGCAGGUAUGUUUGAGGUACUUGGCCACUGGUAAUAGUUUCAGCUCCAUAGGAUACGCUUUUCGCAUAGCUAAAUGCACUGUUUCCGAAAUUGUUGAAGAAACAUGUUUGGCAAUUUAUGAAACGUCAAAAAAUAUAUUUCUAACUGUGCCUAUAACGAAAAAAUGGUUAUUAAUAGCUGAGGGUUUUCAAAAAAGUGUGAUUUUCCAAGUUGUGCUGGUGCGAUUGAUGGAAAAAAAGUUGUUAUGCAGUGAGUCAACAUUUUUUUACUACAAGGGUCAUCACAGCUUGAAUUUUACUGGAGUCUGUGAUAGUAACUGUAGAUUUACUUUGAUAGAAGUUGGUGCUGAGGGUCGUCGCAGUGAUGGUGGUAUCUUUGCAACCAGUUAUGUUAGAAAAGCUAUAGAAGAAGAUGAACUCAAUCUUCCGUCAUAUGUAAAUGUUGCUGAACGCCUACUACCUUUUAUUUUUGUUGGUAAUGAAGUACUAAGUAGGGCACGUAGAACAAUCGUGUGUGGAUUUGGUAUUUUAGUAGCUCGAUGGAGAAUUUACAAGCGUUCACUAGAUUUGGGUGUUGAUAAAAUUGUGGCCAUAGUACUGGCUACAAUAUGCUUUCACAAUUUUGUCAUUACAGAAGAAUUACAGAAACAAUCUGAGUUUCGGUACUAUUCAACUUACACAAAUCUGGACAGACUCUAG
This is a messenger RNA of Copidosoma floridanum, 918 nucleotides long. RefSeq lists its product as uncharacterized. NCBI's taxonomy places the organism in Eukaryota, Metazoa, Arthropoda, Insecta, Hymenoptera, Encyrtidae. The record is from RefSeq and is a predicted model, not a curated record.